Messenger RNA from Rhizophagus irregularis DAOM 181602=DAOM 197198, 1539 nucleotides. RefSeq lists its product as uncharacterized. Lineage: Eukaryota; Fungi; Glomeromycota; Glomeromycetes; Glomerales; Glomeraceae. Gene Ontology annotation, cellular component: ubiquitin ligase complex; cytoplasm. Gene Ontology annotation, molecular function: ubiquitin conjugating enzyme binding; zinc ion binding; ubiquitin protein ligase activity. The record is from RefSeq and is a predicted model, not a curated record. Gene Ontology annotation, biological process: ubiquitin-dependent protein catabolic process; protein polyubiquitination; positive regulation of proteasomal ubiquitin-dependent protein catabolic process.
AUGUCUGACGAAGAUCUCACGUUCGAAGAUUCUUAUCGAGACUCAGACGAAGAUGUCGAAGAUGUCGAAGAUGAAGAUGACUAUGUAGAUGACGAUGAUACCGAUCUCAACUUUACGGACGUCGUAGCGGAAAAAGACCGUAAAAAAAAUUAUGAAGUGGACUUUAUUGUUCACUCUAUUGAAGGUAUCGUGAAGAAUCAAGACGAUGAAGUUACUCACGUAUCCAAUAUUCUCGGUAUCCAGAAACAACAUGCUGCAACGUUGCUUCGUCAUUUUCGUUGGAAUAAGGAGAGACUUAUUGAACGGUACAUGGAAGAUUCAACUGAGGUCUUAAAUAAAGCUGGUGUCAUAACUGAUAAUGCCAGAACACCAAAAUUUAUAAAGAUUCCUGGUUUUAUUUGUGAUAUUUGCUGUGAUGAUGAUGAAGAUUUAGAUACCUUAGCUCUAUCUUGUGGGCAUAGAUUUUGUAAAAAUUGUUACGAACAUUAUUUGACACAAAAGAUCAAAGAAGAAGGUGAAAGUCGCAGAAUUUUAUGUAUGGCUAGCAAAUGUAACGUAAUAGUAGACGAAAAAACUGUUGAAUUGGCGGUGAAUAAAGAUAUACAUGAGAGAUAUCGUACGUUACUAAAUCGUACAUACGUUGAUGACAACGAAUAUUUACGAUGGUGUCCUGCUCCUAGUUGUGAAUAUGCUAUAGAAUGUCAUGUACCUCAAACUUCACUUACAAGCAUUGUCCCGACAGUCGAAUGCGUAUGUACACAUCGCUUUUGCUUUGGCUGUGGUUUCCCAGACCAUCAGCCCUCCAUUUGCGUUCUUGUAAAAAAAUGGAUUAAAAAAUGUGAAGAUGAUUCCGAAACAGCUAAUUGGAUUUCUGCUCAUACAAAAGAAUGCGGAAAGUGUCAUUCAACCAUUGAAAAGAAUGGUGGAUGUAACCAUAUGACUUGUCGUAAAUGCAAAUAUGAAUUUUGCUGGGUUUGUAUGGGUCCUUGGUCAGAGCAUGGCACCAGCUGGUACAAUUGUAAUCGUUACGACGAAAAGACUAGCAUAGAUGCAAGAGAUCAACAAGCCAAAUCUCGUGCUUCUUUGGAACGGUACCUUCAUUAUUAUAAUCGAUUUGCCAAUCAUGAACAAUCAGCGAAAUUGGAUCGUGAAUUGUAUAACAAGACUGAGAAAAAGAUGGAGGAAAUGCAACAAACCUCUGAUUUAUCUUGGAUUGAAGUUCAGUUCCUUAAGAAGGCUGUUGAUAUUCUUGUUCAAUGCCGUAUGACACUUAAAUGGACAUAUGCCUUUGCUUUUUAUCUUGCUCGUAACAAUCAAACUGAUAUCUUUGAAGACAAUCAACGUGAUCUUGAGAUGGCAGUCGAACAGCUUUCAGAGUUAUUGGAAAAACCUAUUGAAGCCGAAAAAAUUGCAGAAUUGAAACAACAAGUCUUGGAUAAAACUGUUUAUGUUGGAAGCCGUAGAGAAGUAUUAUUGGAAGAUACCGCUAAAGGAUUACUUGAAUCUCGUUGGGAAUUUCAAGUAGAUAUUAAAAGUUAG